GACAGAGACCAAGAGAGAGACAGAGAGAAGAUUAGACACAGGGAGAGAGAGAAGAAGAGAGAGGAAGUGCGAAGAGGAUAGUGCCGUUUGAUUCCGUUAUUUCAGUUACUCCUAUAUGAAUGUGAAGCAGCAACAAUGGUGUCGGACCAGGAAAUAGCGAAGGAGGUGGAAUCUCUGAUCCGUAACUCCGACCCGAACUCCUUCACAACUCUAAACGGCGUCGUUCAGCAGCUCGAGGCCAGGCUAGGGUUAGACCUCUCUCACAAGGCCGGUUUUAUCAGAGACCAGAUCGACCUUCUUCUUCGUCCUUCAAACCCUCAACCUCAAGCAUUUCCUCCACCAGCUUCCUCGCAACCAAAAGACGCUUUUGCCCUCCUGCAUCAGCCACAAUUCCCACCCACCCACCGCCAUCACUUUCCUUCCCAUUUUACCCUCCAUCCUCAUCAUCAGGCCAAUGAGAUCAGCUUCCGGCAGCCGCAGCCAACUCCCGCCACCGCACAGCCUCCGCAGAUGCAUUCCCUGCCGCCGCAAGCGCAGGUGGUUAAAGGCGAGACCUAUGUUCAAAAUGCCGCUGCAUCCGCCAAUCAACUACCCAGGGAAAGUGCUCCAACCGGAGGUAAAAAAAGAGGUGGUGCUGGUGGUCUGAACAAAGUUUGUGGUGUUUCACCUGAGCUUCAGGCAAUAGUAGGGGAACCGGCAUUGCCAAGAACUGAGAUUGUGAAGCAACUGUGGGCUUACAUAAGGAAAAACAACCUCCAGGAUCCUAGUAACAAACGAAAGAUUAUUUGUGAUGAUGCUCUGCGUGUGGUUUUUGAGACAGACUGUACUGACAUGUUCAAGAUGAAUAAGCUGCUGGCUAAACACAUUAUUCCACUUGCUCCCACAAAGGAGUCACAAGCUAAACGAUUGAAGGUGGAUGUUGAAUCCACAACUGAAAAUGCUGAUCCUGGUUCAACUACUGUCGUUAUAUCUGAAGCUCUCGCCAACUUUCUGGGCACUGGGGAGAAGGAGAUGAAACAAUCUGAGCCCAUAAGACUUGUAUGGGAGUACAUUAAGGUGAAUCAUUUGGAGGAUCCUUUAAAUUCAAUGGUGAUACUAUGUGAUGCAAAGCUUCAGGAGCUGCUUGGAUGUGAGAGUAUUUCAGCUUUGGGAAUGCAAGAGAUGUUAGCACGCAAUCACUUUUUUAAGCGAUCUUGAUUCCUGGGCAUGGAGAUAUCGAUGUCAGAUUACUAUUGUUAGAUCAGAUAGCUAGGAACUUUUCUGCUGGUUCAUGUAACUUCUGACAGUUCUAUCUUCUGUGCAUUGACAUGGUUGGUUAGAAUCAGAAUGUGUUGUCUGACAGUACUGGGUUGAUUAUUUAGAAUGAUAACAUAGCUCUGAGGCUAGGGAAAGGAGUAUCUUGUACUUGUUCCAUUGGCCUGGUUUAGGUUUUCUGUGUUUUUUAAAUUACUACUUAGUUCUCAAUGUCUAACCUCUCACCUAACUGAAGGAAACUGAGCUUGAAAUGGAUGACUUGUAUUUUUUGUACAUUGAGAAGCUUCUUCUUUGUCCGUCAGAUACAAUGAAAUGUACUUUGCUGCUUAAUUAUAUUAGGAAAAAUCUUUUGACUUUUUAGGUGUC
Messenger RNA from Neltuma alba, 1620 nucleotides. RefSeq lists its product as uncharacterized. NCBI's taxonomy places the organism in Eukaryota, Viridiplantae, Streptophyta, Magnoliopsida, Fabales, Fabaceae. Bases 136 to 1197 code for a protein of 353 amino acids. The transcript is spliced from 6 exons. The record is from RefSeq and is a predicted model, not a curated record.